Colletotrichum navitas is the source of this 1467-nucleotide messenger RNA. RefSeq lists its product as uncharacterized. The transcript has 7 exons. Gene Ontology annotation, cellular component: plasma membrane. Gene Ontology annotation, biological process: transmembrane transport. Gene Ontology annotation, molecular function: transmembrane transporter activity. The record is from RefSeq and is a predicted model, not a curated record. The coding region runs from base 1 to 1467 and encodes 488 amino acids. Lineage: Eukaryota; Fungi; Ascomycota; Sordariomycetes; Glomerellales; Glomerellaceae.
AUGUCGAAUCUUGUCGAAGAUGCGGAAGUCGUCUCAGGGGAGCAUCAGGCUUAUAGGACUGUGCAGUUGCUUCAAGGCGGCUCUAUGGUCUUGAUUCCAACUCCAAGCCCGGACCCCAAAGUACCUCUUCAUCUUCAUCGUGACGCCUACUCGGCCAUCGCCGUGCUCGUCACCUCCGGCUUGGCCGCCGUCUUCCCAUCCGUUCUCGAAGAGUAUCCGCCGGAAGACGCAACGCGAGCCACAGACCUCAUGGUUUACCCGACGCUGUUCAUGGGCAUCGGAAACCUGUUCUCGAUGCCGCUCUGCGUCGCCCUGGGAAGACGUCCCUCGUUGAGUAGUCACAUCACCGGUCGCAACAUCUACAGCCUCGCUGCCGGUCAGAGUGAGGCCCUGGCUCCGCUCAUCGUCGAGGAGAUUCACUUCCUCCAUGAGAGAAGCGCAAAGCUGUCGUGGUUCGUCGGGUUCCAGACCGUGGUAACGGCUGCCAUGUUGUAUCUCAUCGCGACGUUCAUCAACGCCGCAGUUCUCGUCUUGGCCUUCUUUUUCGUCGUCGAGACCAAAUUUGACCGGCCGAGGGGUACGGACAGUGAGUUUGUUACCUUCAUUUUUCCAACUCGGCGCAGCAUCGAGGUACAAGAGCUGAUUAUCUUGGUUUUCAGAGAGUGUCUUUCACCUGAUACAGAUGGCGUUGACCGGGAAACCCAUAUUCUGCAACCCGAAGUUUUUGGGUCACGAACAUGGCGCCACGACGUUAAGAUAUUCCACUUCAAGCCGGAUUGGAUCCAGACAGUCACCUUCUACAAGGAGACUGCCCAGUCGCUCUGCCUGCUAAGCAUCGUGUGGAUGCUCUGGUUGAAUGGGGCAUUCCUGGGUAUCUAUGUCUACCAGUCUUCCACGUUUGCCGUUAUUUCGAUGGCUCCUCCGUGCCUCUUCCAAUACAGGUCGCUCGGUUAUGUCCAGCUGGUGCAGUUUUUGGACUGCGCUCUUUUCGUGCCGCUGCUCGGGUAUGGCUCCGAUAUGCUGGUGCGGGCACUUAGCAAAUGGAGAAACGGCACAUUUCAGCCCGAGUACCGGCUCAUCCUUCUAAGCUUGCCGGUCCUAUCGGCCAUCACAUCGUGCGUCUUUUUCGGACAGGCGGGUACGUCCCCUGACCGGUGGCAUUGGAUGACCAUCGUAGCCCCGUGUAACUUUGGAUACUUUUCGUUCAUAGGGGCCAAUCUCAUUGGCAUCACGUACAUCGUCGACAGCUUCCCGAGGAAGGCCGGGCCGCUCCUCCUGGUGCUCUGCGCCGGCCGCGGCUUCAUCUCGUCCGGACUCAGCUACUCGACUUUCCCGCUAAUUAACUUGAUUGGGUAUAAUGGCGCAAUGAACGUAUUUGCAAUCGUUUCCGGGGUUCUUGGGGUCAAAGCCUUCCCAGUGUACUACUUUGGCGCUCGUAUCAGGAUCUGGGCCACGAAUAAGGUGUGA